Messenger RNA from Pseudonaja textilis, 517 nucleotides. NCBI's taxonomy places the organism in Eukaryota, Metazoa, Chordata, Lepidosauria, Squamata, Elapidae. The record is from RefSeq and is a predicted model, not a curated record.
GAAAAUCCUUUGGAGCCAGGCUGGUCCUAUGAUUGGAAAGUCUUCUGCCAAUCCAAGAGAUCCUGGGGAAGUCUGGGAACAGGCCAAACAGAACAUUCUGGAAGAAGAAGCCGGUUGGGUUGCACAACAUCGCCACAUCCGUGAGGUCUGCUACCAAGAAGCUGAAGGGCCUCGAGACAUUUGCAGCCGUCUCUACCAUCUGUACCGUCAGUGGCUCAAGCCAGAAAUACACACCAAAGCCCAGAUGCUGGACUUGGUGAUCCUGGAGCAGUUCCUGACUAUCCUUCCCCCGGAAGUGGAAAACUGGGUGCGGGAGUGUGGAGCGGAGACCAGUUCCCAGGCGGUGGCCCUUGCAGAAGGCUUUCUUCUCAGCCAGGCCGAGGAGAAGAGGCUGGAAGAGCUGCGGGUGGGAAAAUGUCUUCUUGUUGGUUCAAAGAGAGGGAUGUUCAAAUCUGCAAUGUUUUUGUUCCUAAAUGACUCCUUUUGGGGGCUAUGAAAGGAAGAGAUUUCAGUUCUC